Molecule: messenger RNA, 765 nt
Organism: Sphenostylis stenocarpa
Lineage: Eukaryota; Viridiplantae; Streptophyta; Magnoliopsida; Fabales; Fabaceae
Source: the annotation of a GenBank genome assembly
AUGAGUUUGUUUUCUUUAAUUUCUCGUACGAAUUUUCCACGCAAGUCAUCCACCCCCCAAUGCUUCUUACUUCCCAAAGCUGCCACCAACACCAAGAUAGAGACUUUCCAUGCUUCUUCCUUUCAGUGGUGCCUAAACCAACCCAAAAACCAAUCCCAUUUUAUUUUUUAUUCCCAUCUAUUCAAUUCACCAAUUCAUUCUUUUUCUCACGCCCUCUGCCUCUGGAAAGUAAAGGUCUAUGUUGGUGCAGGAGGACUUGGUAUUAUGGCCACUCUACCCACUGCUGAGCUAAGUGAUGCAAAUGCAACGCAUGUUGCAAACGGUGAUGUGAGGGUGCUGCAUCCGGUGUUCAAGAUCUAUGGUCAGGCCACAUCGUUCUCAGGUCCCAUUGUAACUGUGAAAGUCUUUGAAGACAACGUGUUGGUGAGGGAGCUUCUUGAGACGCAAGGGGAAGGAAGAGUAUUGGUUGUUGAUGGAGGGGGGAGCUUGAGGUGUGCUUUGCUGGGAGGGAAUUUGGCACAGAUAGCACAUAACAUGGGGUGGGCUGGAAUUGUGGUGAACGGCUGCGUUAGAGAUGUGGAUGAGAUCAAUGAAUGUAGCAUUGGCGUCAGAGCCUUGGCUUCUAAUCCACUCAGAUCUAACAAAAAACGCACUGGGGAAAAGAAUGUCCCUGUUUACGUUGGGGGAACAUUUAUUCGGGAGGGAGAAUGGUUGUAUGCAGAUAAUGACGGCAUUCUCAUAUCAAAAUUUGAGUUGUCAAGCUAA